Molecule: messenger RNA, 3652 nt
Organism: Larimichthys crocea (large yellow croaker)
Lineage: Eukaryota; Metazoa; Chordata; Actinopteri; Sciaenidae
Exons: 1
Coding region: 665-3652 (995 amino acids)
Biological process (GO): DNA integration
Molecular function (GO): zinc ion binding; nucleic acid binding
Source: RefSeq, a predicted model, not a curated record
GUGUGGAAAUACGCCGCCACCGUUUACCUGUCCGCUUCCGGCGGAGAAACAGGGCGUACGCAUCACCGUCAUUAUAUAGGAGGAUGACGCUCGUAAUUAGACACCAUGUGAUGCGGAAAACUAUGUGUUUUUAAUAAUGUUGAUGUUAUCGGAGUACCCGGCAGUCUUCUAUGGAAGACAAACAGUGAACAUACAGAUAUAAUUUUUAUACAAUUAUUGUCAUUAUCACUGUAUAUGCAAUGGCCGUCAUAAUGGGGGAAAAGAUGUUUAUGUUGUUUUUAGAAAUGUAGUAGUCCGAGUGGGAGGGGCUACCACUAUAAAAGGGGCUGCCUGGGCCCUAAUCGAGGAGAGUGUGUGGAGUUGCAAAGGAGGUAGCAGUGGUCGAUUUGUGGUUUGUGAGCUGAGUUAUUGAAGAACUCGUUUUUUCGUUUUCUUGUUAGUUUUUCCUUUCUUUUGGUUUUUGUUUUCUGAACUUGUAUAUAGAACGUUUUUGGUUCAUUCGCUUUAUUUUUUUUGGUUUGUACAUAUUUGGCACUGUACAUAUUGCACCUGGUGAGGUGGAGAAUAAACAUCCAAAACAAAACCUUCCGACUUAGCCUGGAUUUUUGGAACAAAAGAACGAGGUUAGCAGAAGAACCCCGCUACAUAUGGUGUCAGAGGUGGGAUGGCAAGUCGGAAAAAAACCCUCCAUCCCAGGCGCACUGGCCUGCGUUCCCAGCGGCGAGAGCAGCCAGAGGAAAUGGCGACCGCUGGUAUCGACCAAGAGUGGGAGACUGACAAAGAGGAUGAGGAGGACCCCUGGUGGGGCCCAGCUGCUCCUGCAGUCCCUGCAGCUCCUGCAGCUCCGGCAUCCACAGGUGAAUCGGGGGGAGAGCUGGUCGGCAUGAUGCGGGACUUUUUGGCAGCACAGCAAAGGAGAGAGGAGGGCCUGCUGGCAGAGAUCAGGGGGCUGAGGGCCUCUCUUCCAUCUGCCCAGCCAUUACCUGUGCUGAAUCCGCCAGUUGCCACACCCAGCACAGCAACAGCCAGCAGUCCCAGACUGGAACUGCCCACCCCAGCACCCCGGCGUAUUCGGAGGGACACACCACUGGAGGCGUCACCAGCACCAUCCAUCCAGUUCCCAGAGGCAAGCAGUAGGGCCGACCAGCCAAGACCAGACUGGAGACCCUAUAGCGAGCCCAGGAUACCCCAAUAUCAAACGGGGGAGGACAUUGAGAACUACUUACUACGCUUUGAGCGUAUGGCAAAAACAUGGCACUGGCCAGAGAAUGAGUGGGCAUGCCGCCUAGUCCCAUUGUUGGCAGGGAAGGCACUGGAGGCCUACACAGCGAUGGACGAGGAGCGGGCCCACUGGUAUCCAGACCUGAAGAUGGCGCUUCUGGCGAAAUUCGACAUCUCCCCAGAAACCUACCGGCAGCAGUUCAGGUCCAUGACGAUACCACCCGGCGAGAGCCCGACUGAGACGUAUCACCGCCUGAAGGGCCUCUACCGGCGCUGGACACGGCCAGAGCAGCACACCAAGGAGCAGAUCGGUGAGACCAUCAUCUUGGAGCAGCUACUGCGAGUACUGCCGCCGGAAGUAAGAACCUGGGUGAAGGAGCAUGAGCCAGUGGAGGGGCUCACAGCUGCCAGGCUCGCGCUGCAGUAUAUCAACGCUCGGAGAGGGGGCCCAGCUUCACGCUUCACCAGCGCAGCAUCCCGACCAACAGUCCAGCCACUGCAGCCACGGCCAGGGAGAAGAGAAUACAGACAGGAAGUUCCAGGUACCAGCACUGCCCCAAACCAACAAGCCUCUGGUAAGGAUUUUGUGUGUUUUUAUUGCCAGCAGCCAGGCCACAAAGCAUCCGUUUGUCCCAUACGGAAGGCAAAGGUCACUGGCGCCUGCUAUGCACCACGUCCAGAGGUGGGCCCCGUUGAAAAAAGAACAGGUCAAAUCCACCAUCAUAAAACUGUCAGUAUAAAUGGGCAGCAGGUUACUGCUCUCUUGGACACUGGGAGCUUCACGUCCUUGGUUAAGCACAGCUUGGUGCCAGUGGGCUGUGUGGACUACAGCCGACAAACAGACAUUGUGUGCGUGCAUGGGGAUAAGCAUCCUUAUCCCAAAGCUGAAGUGACAAUUACCAUUGAUGGACAGCCUUACCUGUUGACUGUUGGGGUGGUUGAGAACUUACCUGUAGAAAUAGUUCUUGGAUGGGACUUACCUGUGUUGAUAAACUUGCUGCAUGAAAAAGAAGUGCCAGCAAAAACAGAUUGUGGGGAGGGCAAUGUAAAUGUUUCAUGUCCUGUGAUCACCCGAGCCCAAGCGAAAGGUGUCCAACCACUCCCAGACUUGGACAGUAGUCUGUGUGAAGGUGGCACUAAAGGGCCUAAGAAUUCUCGUCGCCAACGCCGCUUUGAGAAGCAGCUAAGGCAAACUGAUCCUGAGUUAGAAGGUAUGGUUAAAAACAUGUGGGAUGUGCCACAAAAUGUUGCUGAGCUACAGAGAGAAGAUGCAACCCUGCAGCCAUUGUUUGCUAAGGUGGGGGAAGAGGCAAAUGGAGGUUGUGUGGGGAGGGAAAGGUUCAUUGUGGAAAAUGAUGUGUUGUAUGCUAUGGAUAAUGAACAAAGACACUUGGUUAUCCCUGCUAGUUGUAGACCACUGAUUAUGCACCUGGCACACACACUCCCAUGGGCUGGUCACCUUGGCCGUAACAAAACAUACAUACGCAUCAGUUCACGGUUCUAUUGGCCCUCCAUGUACACAGACAUCCAGAAGUAUUGCACCACAUGCCCCACAUGUCAGAAAACAUGUCCUGGCCGCAAGUCUGACAGAGCGCUUCUACACCCGCUUCCAGUUAUCUCCACUCCAUUCCGCAGGAUUGCUAUGGACAUUGUCGGGCCCUUGGUGAGAAGUAGUGGGGGUCACCAGUAUAUCCUGGUGGUGUGUGACUAUGCCACACGUUUCCCUGAGGCUUUUCCCCUGCGGACCAUCACUGCUCCCACAGUACGGGCAUUGGUGCAACUAUUCUCCAGAGUGGGAAUACCAGAUGAAAUCCUAACUGAUCAAGGAACUAACUUUACGUCAUGGCUGAUGCAGCUUUUCCAGAAGCAACUGGGCAUCACAGCCAUUAAAACCACACCAUACCAUCCACAGACGGAUGGUCUCGUUGAAAGAUUCAACCAGACACUGAAGAAGAUGCUGCAGACGUUUGUGGAUGAUACGGGCAAAGACUGGGACUGCUGGCUGCCCUUUCUGCUGUUUGCCUACCGGGAAGUUCCCCAGGCCUCAACCGGUUUCUCACCAUUUGAACUGCUGUACGGCUGGGAGGUACAGGGACCCUUGGACCUGCUCCGAAAGAGCUGGGAAGGCCCUUCCACGACGGCAAGCGACAGAGGGGUGGUGCAGUUCGUGCUGGAGAUGAGGGACCGACUGGAGAGGUACCAGGAGGAGGCCAUGGUCAAUCUUCAGGAGGCCCAGAAAAACCAGAAGGCCUGGUAUGACCAACACGCCCGACACCGUGAGUUCCAGCCUGGCCAAAAAAUCCUGUUGCUGCUCCCUUCCUCCAACAGCAAGCUUCUGGCGAAAUGGCAGGGGCCAUACAGCAUCACCCGCAAGAUUUCAGCUCUGGCCUCCAUUUCAUCUCACAGAGACAUUCUGCAUGAUAGUCUUUAA